This is a messenger RNA of Cynoglossus semilaevis (tongue sole), 4412 nucleotides long. Its product is annotated as zinc finger E-box-binding homeobox 2. The record is from RefSeq and is a predicted model, not a curated record. Gene Ontology annotation, biological process: regulation of transcription by RNA polymerase II; anatomical structure development. The transcript has 8 exons. NCBI's taxonomy places the organism in Eukaryota, Metazoa, Chordata, Actinopteri, Pleuronectiformes, Cynoglossidae. Bases 1299 to 4331 code for a protein of 1010 amino acids. Gene Ontology annotation, molecular function: DNA-binding transcription factor activity, RNA polymerase II-specific; RNA polymerase II cis-regulatory region sequence-specific DNA binding.
UUUGUAAUGGUUAAGGUAACAGUACGGGGGAGGGGGAAAUGUGUGAGUGUGUGUGUGUGUGUUAGUGUUUCAGGGAAUUCCCUGCUGUCAUGGGUAUUUCACAACACUACAUCACUGGAAGGAUUUAUGCCAAGGACAGUUGACUCUGAUGUUUUCAGUGGGUUUUUUUUUCCUCCUUUAAUUUUAAUUUAAUCUGCUUUUCUCUUAUUCUCUACAAAUCACAUUGUCCUCUCUCAGAAUAGACGGUGAUGAACUCUUACAUUUACAGUGUGCUGAUGUCUUCUUAUCGCCAUCAAACACACACACACACACACACACACACACACUCCCUCCUCCACACAGACAUGACCUUUACCAUCUCCACUGCUGUGUCACACUUCGAGCCUGACAUAUUCUCGCUUCUGUCGUUCUGACCUCCUCUCCAAAAAAAUAAAAAAUAAAAAGAAAUAACAACAGUCGCAGCUCAAACCGGACUGUGUGAACUCCUCCGUAUCACUGCCGUGUUUUACAGUCAUUUUCGCAAUCAUCAGAAGAUGAAGAAGAAGAAUGUUUGCACUUCCUUUUUCUCUGGCCACAGAAAUGUAAUGAAAGCAAAGCAAAAACAGCAAAUUACCACCAUCUCCAUUUGGCCUCUGUGUAAUUUAAAGCAUUUAAUCCUCAAUUUGCUGUCAGCAUAUAAUCUGUUAAAACAUUCGGGUCAUUUGUAAUUAAAAGUGGCAUUCCGGAGUUCAGAACCUAAGAGGAAUGUUUAUUACAGGCUUUGGUGGAACAAACCCACCCUGGGUCAGUGUUGAUAUCACACACUGCGUGUGUCUGUUUGAAGCGUCCAUCUUUUUCCAAAUGCCUUUUAUCUGGUAACUGUUCAUAAACUGCUCUAGUCAGAAAGAGAGAGAGAGAGAGAGAGAAGAAAAAAAAUCACAUCACCUCAGACUGAGAUAGGGUGAGAGAGCGUAGCUCGCUGCUCAUGUGAAGGGAAUCAGGUGGGAGGCGUCACUUCUUGGUUGAGGUCCUGCCCUGACUCAUCGUACCAGUGUGGGGCAGCAGGUAUGAGCAGGAGAAACGCAGCGACUAGAUUUACUGCCAGUUAACUAGCGAGCGUCCCUCAGUGUCAGUGUCUUCGAUGCUCUCUAGAGAUGAAUGUGGAGCCACCGUGCUGCCUCUGAUCUGCUGUCGUAGUGGAUGCUGAGGAAGUGACUCCACUGGGAUCUGAAGGAGAAGAUGAGGUGGGCCUGUGGAGCCUGGAGCCUCAGGACUGCCAGGAGAGCCUGGACAAGACGAGCCUGACGCCCAGCGAGGAGAUGGAGGAACCCGGCAGUCCUGCCCGCUCCACGCGCCCGCACAGCCUCAGCCCUGGUGGCAGGACCUACUGGGUGCAGGUGGAACCGGAGGCGGAAGGGGCCGAGGACAACGGCGCUGCUAGCAUCGCUGAUAAGGACGGAGAACACGAUCCGCUAAGGAUGUACUGUAAAAACUCAGACUCCCACAGUGCCUUUGAGGACCUGGCCCACUAUGAAUUUCUGGCCCAGCUGAAGAAAGCCUCUACCUCUGCCGCUCUCCUGGACCACCUGGGCCAUAAUGGCACGGCGGCUGUGUAUCACCAGGACAGCAGACACGAAGACCUACCACCUGCUAUCUGGUCUCCGGGAGCUCAGCACUCUUCACCUGACGGGGCAGACCCAGGAAGGUUCCAGCAGAUUUGUCCGUUCUGCCACAGAGUUUUUCAGCGAGGAGCCUCAUUGAGGGAGCACAUCAAGUUCUGCCAAGAGAGGGAAGGAGGGCACAUGGUGUGUCCGCUCUGUGGAUACACUGCCCCCUUAAGGGCACAGAUGGAGCAGCACCUGGCUCUUCACCAUCAAAUGCAGGCCAAGAGUCCCAUCACGCUGGAUCAAAGCAUGGAGACCAGGAAGUUUAAAUGUCUCCAGUGUGGGAAGGCUUUCAAGUACAAACACCACCUCAAAGAGCAUCUCCGCAUCCACAGCGGUGAGAAGCCGUACGAGUGCUCAAACUGCAAAAAGCGUUUCUCCCAUUCGGGCUCCUACAGCUCCCACCUAAGCAGCAAAAAGUGCCACAGCGGCGGAGGAAACGGAAACGGAAACGCAGGAGGCGCCGGCGGGGCCUUCAAUGGACACAGCCAAAACCCCUACCAACUCUCACUUCUCCCAUCUCCUUCUGCCGGCAGGGGGAGGAACAACAAUGACAAGGGCUCGCCUUUGUCCUUACAAAACCAUAACAAUUCUAAAUCUCUGGUGCGAGUACCGGAGGAAGCCCACCAGCUCAUGCUGCAGGAUCCCAGCCAGAACCCUGCGGUCUUAACAAAAGCUUUGGAUUUGUCUCAGCUCUGGGACCCCCCCACGGACCUCCCCCUGAGAGCCAGUAUCCUUAAAGGGACCAACCUGUUGCCUUAUCCUUACUCCGGGACCAAGUUUGAGCAAAUGAUACAGGAUGUGCUUCACAAGGAGGCAAAGAGGGAAGACCAGGACAAAGGGGGCGCAGAAGUCGAGGAAAGGAGAGCGAUGAACAAUGUCGCUGAUCUCAAGAGGAAACUGUCCCCUGAGAAGAGAGAGUCGGGUGAAGCGGAGAGGGGUGUUCUUGGGGUGACGUGUCGCUGGUGCUCGCAGCUUUUCCCCAAUGUGGCAGUUCUGCUGCAGCAUGAGCGCUACCUCUGUAAAUUAAACCUGGAGGCUGUGGAGGUGCCCAGGAGUCUUGGCGACAAAGACAACUCCUCGCCGCCUUUGUUCUUCUCCAGAUCUGGUCUUCAGGUAGAACACAGCAAACCGUGUGAAGUAGCCAAUGGCCUGUCGGGAAGCAAAUCCCCGUUACACAAGCCCAGUUGGCAUUCGGUUCCACAGCAGCUUUUGGUUGCGAUGCACUCCCCUCCGCAGCCCUGCCACGAUUCCCUGUCCUCGCAUCCAUUUUGGUCCAGACCGGAAAAGGGAAGUCCAACACAACAAGGUCUCCACUCCCCAGAUCUGUUGUCACCAAAGGCCAAAAGAAGAGUGUCUUCUUCAGGAUUCACUUCCCCCAUUUGCCUCGACCUCACCAGCUGCCCUCCUGACAUCCUUCCUCAGAACCAGAACGGCGGCUCCUGGUCGGCACAGAAUGAACCUCUAGACCUGUCUCUGCCCAAACAGCCCGCAGACAAAGAGGGGAAAAACCCAAAGGUCAACGGCAGCUCAGCUAGGCGUGAAAAGAGAGACCUGGAGACGCAGCAGCUAAAGAGACUAAUGUCCAACCUAAGUCCGACAUCGCAGCUACCCUUUCACCACCCCAUAUACGGUGGAGCCAGAGCUCCUGUGUUCCCCGGACCCAUGUACAACAGUUUUCCCAUCAUCAGUCAGUCUGGUUUCUCUGGGCUUUCGGGACACGAUGCCAUGGCAAGAAUCUCAUUCAGCCAGCAGGCAAACAGCUCUGGAUUUCUCUCACCUUUGACCUACAUGAUGGAAGCAGACGCAGAGGCAGCGUUGAAGAAGAUCCACCAGGAAAGGCAUGCUCUUAUGGGGGACGUGCUGAGCCGAGGAGCUCUGGAUUAUCUCUCACUCAUGGAUGAAGGUCUGGAUGUAGAAGGUGGACCAGGGAGGAAGAGGCUGAAGAAGACAGAGGAGGGGAUGUACGCAUGUGACAUCUGUGAAAAAACCUUCCAGAAGAGCAGCUCUCUGCUGCGACACAAAUACGAACACACAGGCAAACGUCCUCACGAGUGCAAGGUGUGCAACAAGGCCUUCAAACACAAGCACCAUCUGAUCGAGCACAGCCGGCUGCACUCCGGAGAGAAACCCUACCAAUGUGACAAAUGUGGUAAGCGCUUCUCUCACUCCGGCUCUUACUCACAGCACAUGAACCACCGCUACGCUUACUGCAGCAAAGACCAAGACCAGGACCAGGAGCAGGACCACGAGGAGAUGCCCUUCGCCCCCGAGGCGGGUGGCAUUCUCGCGGGCCGGCCGGCCGACGAGGCCCACCCAUCCGCGGAGGACGCCCUCACUCCACAUUUGUUCCUCAGCGAUUCCAGUCUGGAUGGAGCUACAGAGGGACUCAAAGAGGAAGAGGAGGAGGAGGAGGAAGAGGAGGAGGAGGAGGAAGAUAAAGAGGCAGGAGCUAGUGACAGUCGUGAGGCACAUGAGGAGCCAUCAGGGGAACAGCUGCGAGGUCGUCCCAUUGAAGAUUCACCAACAACAGAGCGGCGGGAGAGAGACAGUUGCGAUGUGGGAAACCAUGUUGACGGCGCAGAUGCCGACAUGUGGGAGCAAGGCCCCGAGGAGCAGGGAGCAGACUUAGAAAAAUAUGAGGAGUCAAGCCUGGAUAUUACAGAUUUACCCCGAAUAAAAACCUAACUGGCCAAAGUGAUACAUAACAUGUAAAUACAAAAGACUUUAAAACCCUCUAUGUGUGUGUAUAUAUACAUAUAUAUAUAU